This is a messenger RNA of Porites evermanni, 8275 nucleotides long. Lineage: Eukaryota; Metazoa; Cnidaria; Anthozoa; Scleractinia; Poritidae. The record is from the annotation of a GenBank genome assembly.
AAUCACAAACAGCAUGAGUGAGCUAGAAAAUGAUUUAAAGGUGGCGGAUGAGUUGCAUGAAAAUGGAGAAGCACAGAAAGUGUAUGACAUGCUGAUCAAAUACAAAGACUUGCAAAAUGCAGAAGUUGAGUGGCGAUUGGCAAGAGCCUGCAGAAUAUUAGCCAUGACUGAUUCAGAAAAGAAAAAAGCAUUUACAUAUGAAGCUCAUGAACAUGCUAAGUUGGCCUUGAGCUUGGAUGACAAAAAUGCUGCCUGUCACAAGGUAAAUUGUAUAUAAUGCAUUAUAUAUUGGGGAGCAAGGGAUGGUGCAGUGGUGAGAGUGCUCUCCUCUCACCAUAAGGCCCGGGUUCAAAUCCCGGCGUCAACGCCAUAUGUGGGUUUAGUUUGUUUUUGGUUCUCUCCUUUGCUCCGAGAGGUUUUCUCCGGGUACUCGGGUUUUCCCCUCUCCUUAAAAACCAACAUUUCUAAAUUCCAAUUCGACCAGGAAUCAGGUAGACGAAGAACCACUUUGUGGAUGUGCUACCUCCAAAUCAUCAUUUAUAUUUAUUAUUUAUUUAUUUAUUGACCAACCAUGAGGUCAAGAUUGCUGGAUAUUGGCCCCGAGGGUGGUGCGGGAGCACCCAUAUAUAACUGACGGGGAUGCUCGUUGUCUCACUUAGGGGGUGUAAAUUGCAGAUUUUUGUCUCACUUAGGGUGUUUGGAUGGAAAGUCACUAUAUUUGCCCUUCCAGGUAUCGCUUGGGGCUGCGCAUAAAGACACACAAAAAAUGCCUUGAUACUGGCCACACAGAAAUCUCUUUUAGGAGUCACUUUAAGUUUGAGCCACAACCACAUUGCUCUCCCUUAGGGCCAAGUUCUUUUUUCCAUUUUAUUGACUGAGAUAAAGUGGAGAUCAAUAAAAACAGAAAGAAGAACGAGGCUGAUAUUCAGUAGCCUGCAGUGCAGGCGUAUUUUGGGUGGGAGAAACCUUGUACAUGUUUGUAUUGUUGUAGCCACCAUCUUUGAUUUUAUGACAGUGGAAGAAUGUGGAGAAUAGAAAUGGCGCUUUCGCGAGCAAAAACAUUUGUGCGCCCGAUGAAAACGCCUGCACUGAAGGCUUAAUAUUCAGCCAUCUUGGUCAAUAAAGGAUGUAUUAUAUGGCCAAAAAGAGAACUUUUCUUUCAGGACCAAUGCAAAAAAUCCCAAACAGGCAGGAUGGACCCACCUUGCCUUCUGGGGUAGCCAAUCAGAAUAUUUGCAGCUUAUUAAAUAAUUAAUAUUGUAUUAUUAUUGAUUAAAAUUCGAUCACUUCCUCUUUGGGGGUGUCACCAAAACCUGGAUCAGAUCAGGGUGGAUCAAGCACUGUACCUCACUAUAUGCCAAACUGUUAUAUUAGCACUUACCAGUAAUAUCCUCUGAACAACCCAGGGGCCUGUUUUGCAAAAGUCCUGAUGAUUAAUGGGCCAGGAAGUCUGUUGUUAUUUUACACAAGGCAGCAGUUUCGAUCGUUUUGCGGAUAACAUUAUAAACUAUCAGUAAACAAAACAAAAUGGACCAGUUUGUCUCCUAAGACUCGCUCUUUUAAUCUUUAGACUAUGAUUUAAAUGUUUGAUUUUGGACCCAAAAAGUUGCCUGGACUACCGUAAUUCGAGAAAAGGGCCCCAGACCUUGAGCCCUGAGAACCCCUCUUCUGGUCUGAAAAUAAUAUUAGAAGGACAAUGCAUUAAACACUAAAUCACCAUACAUCCAUUUGUCCUGUUUUCAUUUACAGUGGUUUGGCAUUUCAAUCUCACUCGUUGGUGACGUUGAAGGAGUAAAGUAUAAAUUAGCGAAUGCAAUCACCAUCAAGGAACAUUUUGAGGUGGGAUUUCUGUAUUCAUUAACUUUUAAAAAAAGCCCUUAUAUUAUCAGUGGUGGACAGAAAGGCCAAUUUUUGACACUGGAAAAAAUAGCUUAAUAUAGGAGAGGAACAGUUUGACAAGUGCUUAGUAUUUUGGCAUUUAAUUUGUAGGCCAGUAGGUUUUGUGCAGGCCAUGCCAAUGCUUUCUCCUUUGACAAGCAAGUAAUAAUAUUACUUAUUAGUGCAGCUAAUCCAGUCAGGUUUGCACUUGACUUUAUGGGACAAAGUUCUUGCUUGUUACUCUUAUUUACAGGAUUACCCUCACAGUAUCAGGUGUAAUAGUGGGGUAAAAAAAGGACAGAAACAGUAUAGAAAACAACAGUAACAACAAUGACAUUUUAAGGAAACUGUUUGAACAUUUGGCGCAACCACAAUUUUUUGCCAUUUUCAGGAACAUCAGCCUCAUUAUACUAAAAGAUUGGGUUGCGGAAUCUAGACGAGAUGGGCAAGUGCCUCUUCUUGCCUACUGUUACCUGCUAGAAACAUUCAUUUGAACAAACUGAGAAAAUAGGAGAACAGUUUCUUCUCCAAAAAAUUAGUGUGUUGAAUAAAGUUGCUUCUUUUGCAAUGGAGACGUUAUCACUCAGGCAAAACAUCCCCAGGGCCAAGAAACGAUGUAAGGCAGUUGUAUUCACAGGCUACCAAUAAAUAAGCUUUAGUAACAAAACCCCUUAAAUUGUCCAUGUGUAUACAGAUUGUAUUAGUUUAAAGGUUAUUUGUCUGACAAAGAUGAGCACUCGGGCCUUAGAAGCAAUAUGGUACUUAAUAUGUUUUUAAUUACGUUUUGACAGAAAGCAGCAGAAUUGGAUCCAAAAGAUCCCAGCUGCCGGCAUUUACUUGGUAUCUGGUAAGUAUCAUCAUUUGUUAAGUCAUAGCCAUAUGUAUGUAGCAGAGUUUUUCAUAAUAUUUAUAUUUUAUAACAUUCAGGUGCUUUAACUUUGCUGACAUGGAUUGGUUCACAAGAAACCUUGCAAAGUCAAUCUUUGGGUCGCCACCAACAUGUACAUAUCAAGAGGUAAAGAGCUUAAACCAAUUUAAGAAUAUUUUAUAAGAAUUUUGCUUUUGAUAGUUGAUCUGUUUCAGUUUUUGUGAUCUAAACAGUUUUCUGCUUUUGUUUUGUCUUUCUUUACUGAACAUUCGGUUUUCAUUUUUUUACAAUUAAGAGAGUGGUUUCUUGGUUUUGCAAUUAUUUGUUUCUCUGUGUUUCCAGGCUUUGAAAUGGUUCAUUCAUGGAAAGCUACAAUGUUCGAACAGUUUCAAAGGCAUUCAUAAGUUCUUUUGAAAAAUACGUUGAGAUUUAUGAAUAUCAAGGGCACCCAACAACUGUUUUCUGUAAAUUAUCUUUCUGGAGAAGAAAAUAUCACCCAGGAUUUUCUAUUACUCGAGGAGGGCUAAAAAUUGCUAGAUGACUGUUCAAUUCAUGUGCAAUUUUCAAAGGUUAUCUAAUAAAUUUCCUACAAUUUUCUGAGGUUUGAUUUUUCACAUUUCACACCCCAGGCUAGGCUAUUUUUCAUAGGAAAAAGGAAACCUAAAAUUUUGAGAUUCAAAAAUGUGAUGGAGAGAGGAAUAUAAAUUUUUUUCGUUUCGUAAUAAGUUAAAUUGCAUCUAACAUUUUAGGAAAUAAUACUGAAGCCCUUGUAAUCAGUUUCGAAAAGCCUCAAUUUCCCGUGACCAAACAGAUACAACUUCUAUAGCACUGCUAAGUAUGCAUUUCUAGAGGUCUAAAAAUAGUCUGGUUAGUGUAAAAAGUGUUUUCAGUGAAACUGGGGGGAAACUGUUGUUGGGUGCCCCACGAAUAUGCCCGUUUUGAUCCUUUUUUUUUUCUUGUUAGUAUUCAUUGGUUUUCAAUGUAGCUUUGUGUUGGUGGUCAAUUUUAUAGGCCAUGGUUUUCCUGUCUUAGAGGGGUGUUUUAUAAUAAUUUUAUCAUUAAAAACAAAACAAAAGAAAAACACUCGGAUGAGAACUUUGUAAAAUAAGCGAAAAAACUUGUUAAGUCACACAAAUGAGCCAAUCAAUUUUACUUUUUGGGAUUACAGUAUCAGUUAGUGCUUUUCAAAACUACAAAAGACCUUUGUUUGGGCACAAGAGCUAUUUUAUGUAAAACCUAUUUAUAUAAAUCCGCCUGAUGCUUUCCUUUUUUUGAAGCGUCCACUCUUUUACCUUUGAUAAUGAAGAAAAAUAAAUUCUUUCUAUUGUAGGUAAUUAACAGGUGUUGUCAGUUUCAAGGAAGUAAUGGUCACGUAAUGGUACACUGAAAGAACUGAAAAUGUUUGCUGUAUUUAACUCUGGUCCAUCUGACUGCCUAUUUUUUUUCUCCCUUUAUCAGGCGUUAGAAUGUUUUCAGAGAGCUGAAGAGUGUAAGUAUGGAGAUAGUUGGCUGUUUUCUUUUCCCAUGGGGUGUCAGUAAAACGGAGGGCCAGGGCCAGGGCCAGGGCCAGGGCCACGGUCGGGGAUCUAUCUUUUUUUAAAGAAUGCUGUUUUAGGGUUAGGGUUACAAUAACGGGUCAGGUGAGGGUCAGGUUACAGUCAGGGUUAGUGUCAACCCUAACUCUAACCUUAACCCUAACCCUAAAACAGCAUUCUUUAAAAAAAAAUUAUUGAACCAAACCCCGAUUCCGCUCUUUACUAACACUAAUGGACACUAAACUAUUUCCUCAUAAGAGGGUGGGACUGAGGAAACACGCUGGAUCACUAUUUUUGGAAUUCAGUUUAUGGGAAAUCAGGUUUUAGGUUUUUAAAAAGAUUAGAAAUAUCGUGACAGCGCCUUUAAGUAAGUGUUCAACUUAAAACCUGAAACUUGGUGCUGAAACAGAUCAAAAGAGAUCAAAAGAAAGCAAACAUAUUUUACCAGUCCCUUGGCCCUUCCUUAUGUCAUAGAUCCAUUGUAUAGCUUACGUUUACAACAACUCUUGUUUAAAAAACUAAGUUGUCGUUCAUUUUUUUCGGAUUCUUGUUUGUCAAAAAUUACCCAGACCAUUUCAGUUUCAAUCAGUUCCUUUCUAUUUUCGCGCACUGUAAAGUCCUCUUUUUGUCUUGGUCUGUUCGAACAGAUUCUUUUAAAAACUUCUUGCCUAGAGUUUAUCUUUCAAAUGUAAUGUCAUAGUUACGAGUAUAAACGAUAGGUUCAUGUGCUGGGGAUAUCAAACAGCGUUUGCAAUAUGAGGUGCAGUGUUUCACGUCCACUCAUACUCUGGGUGCCUUGUGGGACUGGGCUCCCGGCGUGAGACACGCCCGAUGGGAGAAGGUGUAGCCCCAGAAAAAGGGCCACAUUUCGCGACACCACCGCUCGUUUCCCAGCGAAAUGACGCCUGAGAAAUAAGCACGGAAAUUCCAUGUUGAUGACGCGUCACUACCCAGAUCCAGGUACUGCCUCUGAUUGGCUGAAGCAAAUUUUCCACGCGGUAUGACCAAUCAGAAACACUACCCAGAUCUGGGUAGUGAUACGUCAUCAGUAUGGAAUUUCUGCGCUCGUUUCUCAGACGUCAUUUCGUGGGGAAAUCCAGUGGUGGCGUCGGCAAAUGUCGGCUGUUUUCUCAGGCUAGUGAAGGUGCAGAAAAACAAUAGUGUGUGAACAGGCGUUAUUUUUCCGUGCUUUCCCCAACACUCCACGUCCGCUUCGUGCUUGCCUUUUAAAAGAUCAUCAAAAGCAACGCUACUUGAUAUCCUUCAGACUGAAGACUCCUAUAUUGACGUAGACACGCUUAUUAUGAAAAUGAAAAAGUAAUUCUCUAGUCCUGUAUUUUUUACAACUCACUCCAGUAUUUUUUCCUUGUAUUUAAGUAGAAUAGUAUUUAUUUAUUGUAACAUAUAUACUUAUAUAACGUCUAAUAUUUUUGUAUUUAUUCAGUUUAUUGUAAUGUAAUUAUGUAGCCUGGCCUACCAUAUAUUGCCUCGCUAACUGCAGGCCAGUCCCAGUGUAUUUUGUAAUUUAGUGACGAAUUUAAAUAAAUGUUGGUAAAGUUGGCUGAAAAACGCGAAAAAAUAGUGCCAGUUCUGCAGGCGAAAAAUACUGGAGACAUAAUGAUUAUGUUUUUUUUGUAUUCACUAGUGGAACCAAACUUCUAUAAUAAAAAUCAUCUGAUGCUCGGAAAAGUAUUUCUCAGAAUGAAAAAAAAGGACGAAGCAAAGAAAUGGCUGGAAAAAGCUGACAGCAGUAAUGGCGAGACAGAGGAUGAUAAGUUGGUAGGUGCCAUAAAUUUCUUCGCGUCUGAUCUUUCCCUCCUGUUCCUUUGUAUUUAAAAAUAAUGGUCCUCUCUUAAGCAUUAUUCUCUCUUUUCUUUGAUGAAUCUCAUGUAAUUAUUUGGGCGUUGCCCAAAUAGAGUUUUCGAGAUCGCUCGUUUUGAUUCAACGUUGCAAGAGACACUGCGAACGUAAACAGGCCAAGUAAAAAAACCAAGCAACUUGAAUGUCUUCCACGCAAACGACUCGCACAAAGUAAAAAAACAUGCCGGAAAGAUAGCUCCUAGCAGGGUACUUGAUCUCACUUUUACGAUCUCAAAAACCUUGGAAUAAAGAAACACAAUUUCCAACGAAGAAGUUAAAAGCGAUGAACAUGUUAAAGCAACGCAGGGAUAAUUUUCAGGUUGGAGGAAAAGAUAAACUCAAUCUGAAGCUUACGGUAUUUUUUUACCUCACCCAAAAGCCGGACGUUUUUUUCAGAAAUGCGGAAGUAUUAAAUGCGGGAAUUAAAUGUGUCAAAAAUAACUGGAAUUUAAAACGGAUUUGGAUCACACCCAAGAGUGUGCACGAUUUUCAUGCUGUAAGAUGUUUGCGUUCGUGAGGAAUGAGAUUUCAAAUAUCAUAUUACAGGAAAGGUUCUCUGUUUUGACUUACGAUACUUCGUUUAGCCCGGUUAAUAAUUUUUUUUACCCUUUCUAUUCAUUCGUAAUUGCUUUGCGUGUUGUUUGAGUGUUAGUAGUAAUGAAUAUUUUUGAAUCGUCGGUAGAACUAAACAUUGAAAACCACACUGUGGGAUUGACGGGUCUGGCUUAUAUACUAGCCAUGAGUUUGACAGUAUUUUUGGCCUCAGUUGUCGAGAGCCAAAGAAGAUGUCACGCAAAAUUCCGUGAUCGUGCGUGAGAUAAAAACGGGAUUGUUUCAAUGAGGAGAAUGGCAUGCAGUGAGUGGCUACGUGUGAAGUAUUUCGGCAGUUUGACAAUUUUAUCGGAGCUAAUUGAUGUUAGCCUAUUAAUCUUAACAUUGAGUGAUGCAUAAUUUCAUGCAAUGCAGAUGUUCGGAAAGGCGGCGAUUUCUUAAAAUCUUAUUGAGCAAAAUGAUCUCGUAAACAAGUUGCGUUUUUUCACGUUUGAACCGUAAAAGGGGCAAAGUCCAACAUCUUUACGUGCAAAGUGCGUGCGUGACAGUUAUUUUUAAAACCCUUAGGUAAAAUAGAUUAAGUCGUAUUUUCUCGUACCCGAACCACGGAAGCGGCAAAUUCCAAAGUUUUUACAUGCAAACUGCGUGACAAUACAACUCACAGUAAGGCCUGAUUACAUGAGCUGGGCUGGACUGGUUUGUCGGGCUGGCUAGCUCUGCCGAGGUGACCUUUAUCCUGGUAUUACAUCCGGGCCAGCUCAGAGCUGCCAUUUUUAUAUAGAGAUUGGAAGCAGUGCACAUGAGCAGUGUGUUACCCUAUGUCCUGUUUCUCGUUUGGUUCAUUCGCCGGGCUGCCGCCCAGCAAGCGUAUUUCCAUACAUCCCUUCUCCAUAUUAAAUGAAUUUCCCUUAUCCACGUUCUCUCCAUACAACUAUUAUCAAAAAUAGCCGAAAGACAAUCUAAAACAGAAAGCCUAACAACAUUUAAAAUAAGUACAAGACCAUUGAUAAAAUGCCUUUCACAACCACCACUUCAUUUCAGCAGACUGUAACUACACUAUCCCUUCAUAACCAAAUUAGCACUCCCACAACUACCUCACUGGAACACCUAAAAUAACUUUUACCUUCCAAAUAAUUAUUUUUGUUACUUUAUAACAAAUUCCACGAGAAACCAGUUUCACUGAUUGACAAACUACAGCCAUUAUCUUACCAAUCCACGUCCAAUAUAACUCCACGCCUUCCAUUUCUCAACCACUUUUCACUUCUCAACCAACACCUAAAAUAUACAACGCUACAGCACUACUCUAAUAGGAAUGAAAAAAAUUCACGUACGCGUAGUGCAACGACACCCAAAUAAUUAACUUUAAGAUGCUCUUAAAAUAUUUUUCUUUCGCAAAAACACCCUCUUGCAUUUUUUUUUCUAUCCUUAGGUGAGGAAAGAGGCAAAAGAGCUGUUGAGGAAGCAUUUUUAAAGGCAAAUUGCUUACCUCUUAGUGACAUAAGUGGACACUUUAGUCUGGUGCAUUCCAGUCCGCUUAUGGGAUGUUCGAAUUUUGAAUCUGUCACGUCUUUUCACAAAUCCC